AUGUCCGAGUUCUUCCGCCGUGCGCUCUCGCAGCUGCUGAACGAAGCGGCCGUCAAGUCGCUCGCCAACAACAAGUCGUUCCAGAACUUUGCGCUCAAGACGCACCUCCACGUGGAGAAGACCAAGGCCGCCAUGAACAACCUCGACGUCGACAAGGUCGCGGCCGCCACCAAGAGCCUGCCGAACGUCAACAAGUUCACCGAGUUUGCCAACGCGGUCAAAGCAGAGCUACAGAAGGACGUGCGUAAAUUCAAAUAG
Messenger RNA from Saprolegnia diclina VS20, 258 nucleotides. RefSeq lists its product as hypothetical. The transcript has a single exon. The coding region runs from base 1 to 258 and encodes 85 amino acids. NCBI's taxonomy places the organism in Eukaryota, Oomycota, Saprolegniomycetes, Saprolegniales, Saprolegniaceae. The record is from RefSeq and is a predicted model, not a curated record.